AUGGCUGUAUUUAGUGAGCAUGUCUAUACAGGAUGCUAUGUCAUUUUAGCAAUGAGUUAUGGUGACGUAGCUUAUCGGGCAUUUUGCUGUUGGCUGGAGGCGCAGCAACAUCACCUGGCUGCAAGCCUUCAUGGAAUACUCUGGAGCAUAGGUGGAGAAGUGGUGAGAGGAAAUGAAGCAAGUUAUGUUGGCAAACAUUUCCGAAUGGGAUUUAUGACAAUGCCUGCUCCUCAGGACAGACUGCCACAUCCUUGCUCAAGUGGUUUUACCGUGAGAUCCCAAUCUCUUCAUUCAGUUGGAGGUACUGAUGAUGAAAGCAGUAGCUGCUCUCGAAAACAACCACCGCCAAAACCUAAGCGAGACCCCAGCACCAAAUUGAGCACCUCAUCUGAAACUGUUAACUCUGGAACAACAAGUAAGAGUGGGAAAUUACCAGAUAGGACUGAAGUGUCAGCCAAACCAAGGCCUCAUAGUGAUGAAUAUACAAAGAAGAUUCCACCUCCUAAGCCGAAACGAAAUCCAAACACUCAAUUAAGCACAUCUUUUGAUGAAACGUACAUUAAAAAGCAUGGCCCGAUGAAGACAACACUCACUAGGGAUGCCUCCUUAUCGCAGGUCAGCAGUCCUGCCCCAGACACAGAGGAAGAAGAGCCUGUUUAUAUUGAAAUGGUUGGGAACAUACUAAGAGACUUCAAAAAAGAUGAGGAUGACCAAAGUGAAGCAGUCUAUGAGGAGAUGAAAUAUCCUAUAUUUGAUGAUGUAGGCCAAGAUUCAAAGUGUCAAUGUGAAUAUGACCAUCACACUUGUUCUUCUCAGUGUGCUACUCCCACAGUGCCUGACCUAGAUUUCACCAAGUCCUCAGUGCCAUCUACUCCCAAGGGCUUGCUUUGUGAUAUCCCCCCACCAUUUCCAAAUCUGCUUUCUCACAGACCUCCACUGCUGGUGUUCCCACCAGCACCAGUUCAGUGUUCCCCAAAUUCUGAUGAGUCUCCUCUAACUCCUCUAGAGGUCACAAAGCUUCCUGUGUUAGAAAAUGUGUCUUACAUAAAACAACAAGCUGGAGCAUCUCCAUCUUCCCUGCCACCCCAUACACCGGGUCAUCAAAAACUGGAAAAAGACCAGACAGUAUCUCAUGCAAUUACCACUCCUGGGCACUCUUCUUCACCUCCACAUCCUUCUACUCUGUACAGAACACAGUCUCCACAUGGCUACCCUAAAAGUCACUCUGCCUCACCCUCUCCUGUCAGUAUGGGUAGGUCACUUACCCCGUUAAGCCUCAAAAGACCUCCACCUUAUGACUCUGUGCAUUCAGGAAGUCUCUCAAGAAGCUCUCCAUCAGUGCCUCAUUCUACAGCCAGAAACACAUUGCAAGAAGGGGGAAAGAUGGUAAAUGCCUCGGUUAAUACCUACGGGUCAUCCUCACAGAGUGGUUCACGUUCUAGAACACCUACCAGUCCUCUAGAGGAAUUAACUAGUCUCUUUACCUCAGGACGAAGUUUACUGAGGAAGUCCUCCAGUGGCAGAAGAUCUAAAGAACCUGCAGAGAAACCGUUAGAUGAGCUGAAGAUCAGGAGCCACAGCACUGAACCACUACCAAAGUUGGAAAACAAAGAGAGAGGAGGUCAUCAUGGGACAACUUCCUCUAGGGAGCCAAUAAAAGCUCAGGAAUGGGAUGGAACUCCAGGACUGCCAGUUGCAUCCAGUAGACUGGGAAGAUCCUCUGUUAGUCCAACCAUGUUGGCAGGAAGCAACAGUUCAGAGCCUAAAGCAAGCUGCAGAUUAGGUCGAUCUGCAUCCACGUCAGGUGUGCCUCCUCCAUCAGUUACUCCUCUCAGGCAAGCCAGUGACCUUCAGCCAAGCCAGGUACCAUCGUUACCCAAUCGCGAAUGACUUCAUGUGCUCCGACAUGCCAAAUAUCUCUCACCUUCGUGUUUGUCAUUUGUUACAGUAAAUGAUUUUUGUUGUUGUUUGUCUUUCUUCUUGUGUGAGCGUGUUGUGUGUGUGUGUGUGUGUGUGUGUGUGUGUGUGCCAUUGGCAAUGGAAUUCUAUCUUCCAAGGCUGGUAGAAUUUUCUUUGCUAUUAAUUCUUAAAUCUUUUUUUUUAUGUCUCUUACUUCCUUCAUUCUGUAAUAUAAAUGUAGCAAAUCUGUAUUAUAUGUAUUGACCCAGUUUUUUAUUUUUUCAUGUUUUGUGAACUUUUUUACUGUCUUUAAAAUUUAUCAAACUUUGAUAAAUUUAAUCUAUGUUUUAGUGUAGAUUUCUUUUAAAUGUCUUGUCUAAAGCACUUGCACCAAUGUUUGUCAAUGACUUGUAUACACCUUUUGACUUCUGCCCUAUUAUACUGUACUAUUUGUGUCAGUCAUAUUUCUUUUUGAGCUCAGUGCAUGAAUGUAUUACACUGUGAAUUAUCAUUGUCCUUAAGAUUGCCUACAUACCAGAUUAUUUUGUUUAUAUAUGGCAGCUAAAUUCUCUUCAACUAUAGGUCAUAGAGUACUAAUAGGGCUAUUAAAUAGUCACUGUAGUUAUGUUCAUUGUAAAUUGGUAAAACAAACUAAAAACAAACAAAACAAAAUAGAGGGGAAAAAACUUUCAUAUUUAAAUCGGAACUACUUUUCUUAACAAUAACAACAAUGCCAGGCUGACCCUUAAUAACAAAAUGUGCUUAUGCUUGGCAAGUUAUACCUAUGUUAUCACCUGAAGGAAAGAAAAGAGAAAUAAAAUGACAUUUAAGUGUGUUUUACAUACUAAUAUUUAGGUUCUGUUCAUUCUGAUGCAAAGAUGAGUUUCAUCUUACUAGUUUAGCUCAGCUAACUGCAAAAAUUAGUAACUGGGGAAAUGACCCUAUUUAAAAGAUUAAUUGAUGCCUUCCUUCAAACGUGAAGCAUUCCAAUGUUUUCUGCUUUUAUUUUACUUGUUUAUAUGUAUUUUCUGCAUGUCUGUUUAGGCUGUAAUUCUCAAAUGGCACUAAGGGAAUUAGGCCUCUAAAUCCCAUUACAUUUCAAUGAGAUCUGAGGGGCAAGGCUCCUUUGGGAACUCUACUAAUUCAAGAUUUAAUCAUUUUUAGCUUGGUGAGUUUGCAAGGAAUUCUGAGCCAAAACCCCUGCUACUGGAAACUGGCAUAGCACAUGAAGCAAUGUUAGUUUACUCAACCUGGGAAUCAACUCUUUGUUAGGAACAUAAUAGAUAACUACAUCCAAAUAGGCUGAACUACUUUAACUUGUUAAAUUGAAGUAAGUGCUAAUCCAUUACUUUUGUGUCCUGCUAGAUAUGAUGCCUAAAAUAAUCUUGAAUAUUAAUCAAAGAUAUUUUAGAUGAUAAAAUUAAACCCUUAAUGAUGACUUAAAAUGUCAGGCCAUUUAAAAAGCCUGUGAAUAAUUUUUCCUUCUAGGAUAACUGCACUUCUGAGUAUUUUUGAGUGACCCAGUGCACAUGUGAUACGUGAUUUAUGAUUAAAUGGCUCAUAGCUGGCAAAACACAUUGCUGGUUACUUCUGGCAGAUGCACCUUGAAUAUUAUGAAUGGUUUUUUGUAUCUUGGUUUGCAUUAAACCCUGAAAGCAGAACUUGAUAUGAUAGCAGAGAUAAUGAGCUUUCUCGAAACUGCAGCAGACAGGGUUCAUUAGAAUUGUGGAGAAAAGAAUCCCAUUCACUCUAGGUAGAAAAAAGGAAUACAGAUGAUGAGAGAAAAUUUCAAAUAACUGAUAGAAGAUGUGCCUGUUAAUAGCGUAAUAUAUAAUGUAUAUCUGGGUUUCAGGAAAAAAAGAAAACAUAGUAUUAGCUUUCCAUCAUUUAAAUCUUAUUCUGCAACUGGCAAAUUACAGGAAUAACUUACCAUUUUGACACAUUAAUUUGAUCCUGAUCCCAAAUACAAUGGCUACUCCAUCUUACUUCAAGUUGAUGGAAUCAGGCUUAGAGUUUCUAAGAGCAGUUUAUUGUAUAUUAUACUUCCAUUUGUUAGUGGAAAAAUGAACUUUACAGCCUGCACAGAUGUUGUUAUGUGUUAUUAAAGAGCAGGGCUAGCCCCACCUUCCUGCUCCCUAGUUAGAGCAGUGAGGGCUGGCUCACUGACUCUCCCUGCCACCCUCCACCCCCUGGCAAAACCUGUCUGGAGUCUGGGGCCAGAAACGGAGGUUAAACUUACCUUCCCCUGAGUACAGAGCUGCCUUGUCCUGCUGGAUUACUUAGUGCUGGCUACGACAAAUCCCAGAAGCACUUGGAAGCAGGAAGAGGAAGUGAUGAGCAACCCUGCAGAGUCCUGCUGAUAUGAUUGUGGACUGCAAAGCCCAGAGACCUUGAGGGCAACAGGAAGAGAAAGUGAACACACAGCCUAUGCUGGCUAUGUGCCAGAGAGCCAUGCUCUG
Molecule: messenger RNA, 4358 nt
Organism: Alligator mississippiensis (American alligator)
Lineage: Eukaryota; Metazoa; Chordata; Crocodylia; Alligatoridae
Gene: NYAP2
Product: neuronal tyrosine-phosphorylated phosphoinositide-3-kinase adaptor 2
Exons: 6
Coding region: 1-1890 (629 amino acids)
Biological process (GO): neuron projection morphogenesis; phosphatidylinositol 3-kinase/protein kinase B signal transduction
Source: RefSeq, a predicted model, not a curated record